AUGUCAGAUCUCUGUACUGUGGCAGAUUUCUUCCGUGCAUGGAACAAGGUGAUUGUGACAAGGCCCAUUGGGGGAUCCCUGUUGGAUGCCUUUGGGUUGUUUGAAAAGACAAGCAACAAUCAGGUCUCCUGGAAUAGUUUCCUUGCGGAAAUUGAAGAGAUCUUAAAGAUCACUAACGCUAUCCAGUUUGAUUCUGAUUUGGACCCCAAGGCUUCACAGUUUGGUGAGUUACCAGCCAUUGUCUCCAUCGACACACUCCAGCUGCAACUGCUGGUACAAGCCAAACAAGCCAAAGAGGAAGUAAUCGUUAUCAAAAAAGAUCACGAUCAAGCCGAAAGUUCAAAACCAGUCACUCUGGAGAAUUUCAUGCAAUUGAUCCAUUCAGACAAUGCGGCGAACGCCGAAGAUGUGUUCUCCGCCACCUCCAACAAGACAAUGUUGUGGGAGAUUUCUCAAAUGGUGACUACUCCAUUGGCAAGUCACUCACUUUCAUCCGAAAAAGUUCGGCUUGUCACUCGGAUCGAGCCCUUCGUUGAUAUUUGCGAUAACAAACAUCAUGCAGAGGCGAUCCGUUCUGCGUCGAUGCUGAAUUCAAGACGUGCUGCCACUGCCUCGACUGUCACUUCUGACCCUCAACAGAUACAGGCAAUGCUCAGGGGGAUGAAAUCUGAUCCACUGUGUGUGGAAACGGCCAUUUGUAUGGACCACCAGAUCCAUUUUCUGCCGUUGUUGCAUCGUUCUACCGAUCCCCAGCUUGGGGAUUGCUCGUAUCUCGACACCUGCCACAAACAGGACUCUUGCAGAUACCUGCAUUACCAGCAAUUGCUGCCCAGGCGAUUCAAAGAGAUUGUUGGAUCCAAAGAGAUCGCGGAACACAACCGCAACUGCGAUAAUGCUGCCAAAAGCGCUUUUUUCACCAAAGGAGAAGUCGCAGGUGCGAGUAAUGUGCCUGAACUUCCAGCCCAAUGGAUCAAUUGCGACGUCAGAUUUCUCGAUUUCAGCAUUUUAGGCAAGUUUGCCGCUAUAGUUGCUGAUCCAUCGUGGGCAAUCAACAUGAGAACCCCGAACAAGGUGUCCAAAGACCCAGAUCUCAUGUCACUCCCUAUACAUCUUCUCCAGGAUGAAGGCGUGAUCUUCUUGUGGGUAACUGGAAGGACCACCGAUGUUGGCAGACAGGUUCUUUCCCACUGGGGGUACAAGCCGGCCAAUGAAAUCAGCUGGAUCAAGACCAACCAGCUGAUCCGUACCAUUUGUACUGGAAGAACUGGCCAUUGGCUGAACCACUCAAAGGAACAUCUCCAAGUCGGCAUCAAAGGAAACCCCAAAUGGCUCACAAAGGGCUCAGAUCAACAAACUCUGGUGUCUUCGACAAGACAGACAAGCAGAAAGCCGGACGAGUUGUAUGGCCUCAUUGAGAGGCUGGUGGGAAAGAAGAGUCGCAAGCUCGAGAUCUUCGGGAAAGACUACAACACAAGGCCUGGAUGGCUGACCAUUGGUGAUGAAUUGAAAGGAUCUCACAUUGUUGAGAGGGAUGUCGCCGACCGGUACGUGCAAUAUCUUGGCAAAGCCUAG
Molecule: messenger RNA, 1572 nt
Organism: Kuraishia capsulata CBS 1993
Lineage: Eukaryota; Fungi; Ascomycota; Pichiomycetes; Pichiales; Pichiaceae
Exons: 5
Coding region: 1-1572 (523 amino acids)
Cellular component (GO): RNA N6-methyladenosine methyltransferase complex; nucleus
Molecular function (GO): mRNA m(6)A methyltransferase activity
Source: RefSeq, a predicted model, not a curated record